AUGACCUUGAUGGAGUUUAACCAGUCUGAUCUCUGUGAGCAGUUCUCCUGUCCAGAGAGAUCUGUAUCUCCUGCAGGUUAUAUCUUACUGUACAUGUGUUCAGCUGCUGUGGUUCUGCUAACAGUUUGUGGAAAUCUGCUCGUCAUCAUUUCAGUUCUCCACUUUAAGCAGCUCCACACACCAAGCAACACACUUGUGCUCUCUCUGGCUGUGUCGGAUUUCCUCGUUGGUGCUUUAGUGAUGCUACCAGAGUUAAUCUGGGCAAUUGAGUCAUGCUGGAUUUUUGGAAGAAAUUUCUGCAUCAGUUUUUCAUUGAUUAGUGGUUUUCUCAUGGACCAAUCCUUCUAUAACAUCGCUCUGAUCGCCAUAGAUCGGUAUUUGGCUCUCUCAAACCCAUUUCUCUACACAAACAAAAUCACUAGAAGAGCUACAUGCACUGUAAUUUACUCUAACUGCUGUUUGUGUCUGACUUAUAUCACAGCAAUCUAUUAUUUUAAUGGAGGUUUCAUGAGUUUUGCAAUGUGCCCUGGAGAGUGUGUUUACUUUCUGAAUGAGGCUUGUUCUAUAAUUGAUCUUGUUGUAUCAUUUAUAUUUCCACUUUCUGUGAUAAUCAUAUUGUAUACCCGAGUUUUUGUGAUUGCUAAGAAACAUGCCACUGCUAUCAGAGAGGUUAAUAAUCACACACGACCUAAAACACAGAAAAUCACCUCACACUCGAUGAAAUCUGAGAGAAAAGCUGCUAAAGUCCUUGGAAUUUUAGUGUCUGUGUUUCUGUUGUGUUUACUUCCAUAUUUUAUAUAUAGUUUAUUAUUAGGCAAUGUUAUUGAAGUAAAGGUAGAAACAUUUCAAAAAGUUUUGAUCAUGCUUUAUCUUAAUUCCACAAUUAAUCCAAUUAUUUAUGCUCUAUUUUACCCGUGGUUUAGGAGGUGCAUUAAAUUAAUUUUAACUCUAAAAAUAUUCCAAACAGAUUCUGCCUUAAUUAAUGUUCUUUCAUGA
Clarias gariepinus (North African catfish) is the source of this 996-nucleotide messenger RNA. RefSeq names its product trace amine-associated receptor 13c-like. The record is from RefSeq and is a predicted model, not a curated record. NCBI's taxonomy places the organism in Eukaryota, Metazoa, Chordata, Actinopteri, Siluriformes, Clariidae. Gene Ontology annotation, biological process: G protein-coupled receptor signaling pathway. The coding region runs from base 1 to 996 and encodes 331 amino acids. The transcript has a single exon. Gene Ontology annotation, molecular function: trace-amine receptor activity. Gene Ontology annotation, cellular component: membrane.